Sorex fumeus (smoky shrew) is the source of this 1094-nucleotide messenger RNA. RefSeq names its product selenoprotein S (gene SELENOS). Gene Ontology annotation, cellular component: Derlin-1 retrotranslocation complex; Derlin-1-VIMP complex; endoplasmic reticulum membrane. The transcript is spliced from 6 exons. Gene Ontology annotation, biological process: endoplasmic reticulum unfolded protein response; retrograde protein transport, ER to cytosol. The coding region runs from base 49 to 615 and encodes 188 amino acids. The record is from RefSeq and is a predicted model, not a curated record. NCBI's taxonomy places the organism in Eukaryota, Metazoa, Chordata, Mammalia, Eulipotyphla, Soricidae.
CGGAAGCGGGCGAGGGCGCUGACGCGGCGGGGCGCGCGCCGGGCGGCCAUGGAGGCGGACGGGGAGCAGCUGGGCGCGCGGCCGGCGCUGGAGAGCGAGGGGCUGCGCGUCCUGCACGUCACGGUAGGCUCCCUGCUGGCCACCUACGGCUGGUACAUGGUGGUCGCCUGCGUCCUGCUCUACGCGCUCGUCCAGAAACUCUCCACGCGACUGCGGAGCCUGCGACAGACACGGCUGGACCGAGCGGCUGCCGAAGUGGAACCAGAUGUAGUGGUGAAGCGACAGGAGGCUUUGGCCGCUGCUCGUCUGAGGAUGCAGGAAGAAUUAAACGCUCAAGUGGAAAAGCAUAAAGAAAAACUGAAGCAGCUGGAGGAGGAGAAGAGGCGGCAGAAAAUCGAGCUGUGGGACCGCAUGCAGGAGGGGCGGAGCUCCCGGGCCAGCACCAGGAGGCCUCAGGACGAAGACAACCCUGGGCCUUCAGCGGCUUCAGCGCCCCCAAAACGCAAACCGGACCGGAAGCCCCUACGGGCCAGCGGUUACAACCCGCUGUCCGGCGAAGGUGGGGGCUCCUGUAGCUGGCGGCCAGGACGCAGGGGCCCGUCGUCGGGGGGAUGAGGCUAAGACUCCGGUCAGCGUCGCCAGGACGCUGGCCGCCCUCGCCCUCCGCAGGUGCCUUACACGUGCUUUUCACAGCGACUCACCACAGGGAGUGGACACACCCUGCACCUCGUGGGACUCCAGUCAGCAGUGGGGGCAGCACCAACCUUCCCCCCCCCCCACUGCGGCGACGGCCCACUUGGGGCCAGGGGCUGUUGCUGGUUGGGAGGUGGACGCCUCGGACUGGCCUCGGCUCUGCAGCGGGUGGAAGAUCUGGAUCCAGAAGCUCCCUCCCCCGGCCCAAGCGCCUGCCGCUGCCGGGGGCCCGUCUCUGUGAGAGGUGACGAAUGACGUCGUCCUCGGAAAUGGUGUGCCACCAGCGAGGACCACCGAUGAAGACACUCCUGGGCGCCCUGCCUGUUCGUGUGUCCUGUCCCCGCUCGGGAGAGCCUGCGCGCGGCAAACCAGCAGCAUCCCAGACAGGGCAAAGGCCACUU